CCAUGGGCAUUUUGCGCUGUGCACUAGAGUCUUGGGCCCAAGGAGCAGCGGCCUCAUUCCCAUGCGCUCUGCCUCUCAGGCCCGGGUCCAUCCUCCCUGAGAGCCCCCUCCUGGUGUGGUGGUACGGUCCAGGUUUAAAAGGCCCAGGCGGCCUCGGGCCAGCCCAGUGUGUGGGUGACGGCGGUUGCAGUUUUCGCUGCGUGCGGGGUGAGGCUGAGUGGCCACGCUAGUGGGGCUGCUGUAGGGCACGGGGACACGUCCACGUGGCCAGGAGUGGCCACACCGAGUCAGCCACGUUGGAGGGACAGGCCUGUCCCUGGUACAGCUGCCGGUCAUGCCCACUGUCUGCCUUCUCCCAUUGCUAUUCUUCACUAUAGGAGGGUGCCUGGGUAGCAGCAGGCCCUUUCGUACCUUUGUGGUGACAGAUACCACACUGACUCACCUGACUGUCCACCGAGUGACCGGGGAGGUAUUUGUAGGUGCAGUGAACCGAGUUUUCAAGCUGGCUCCAAACCUGACUGAGCUACGGGCCCAUGUUACAGGGCCCGUUGAGGACAAUUCUCGUUGCUACCCACCCCCUAGCAUGCGUGUGUGCUCUCAUCGCCUGGUGCCUGUGGACAAUGUGAACAAGCUGCUCCUCAUAGACUAUGCAGCCCGUCGUCUGGUAGCUUGUGGCAGUAUCUGGCAGGGAAUCUGCCAAUUCCUGCGUCUGGAUGAUCUCUUCAAGUUGGGUGAGCCCCACCAUCGCAAGGAGCAUUACCUGUCAGGGGCCCAAGAGCCUGACUCCAUGGCUGGUGUCAUUGUUGAACAGGGCCAGGGGCCUAGCAAGCUGUUUGUGGGCACUGCAGUUGAUGGCAAGUCUGAAUACUUUCCUACCUUGAGUUCCCGUAAGCUCAUCGACGAUGAAGACAGUGCAGAUAUGUUCAGUCUGGUGUACCAGGAUGAGUUUGUCUCCUCUCAGAUCAAGAUUCCUUCAGACACACUUUCCCUGUACCCUGCCUUUGACAUCUACUACAUAUAUGGCUUUGUCAGUGCCUCGUUCGUGUACUUCUUAACACUGCAGCUGGACACCCAGCAGACGCUGCUGGAUACAGCAGGCGAGAAAUUCUUCACAUCCAAGAUUGUGCGCAUGUGUUCAGGAGACUCAGAGUUCUACUCUUAUGUAGAGUUUCCCAUUGGCUGCUCCUGGCAUGGUGUGGAGUACCGCUUAGUGCAGAGUGCCCACUUGGCCAAGCCUGGCCAGCUCCUGGCCCAGGCUUUGGGUGUGCCAGCCGAUGAGGAUGUCCUCUUCACCAUCUUCUCUCAGGGCCAGAAGAACCGAGCCAGCCCACCUCGGCAGACCAUCCUUUGCCUCUUCACUCUCAGCAACAUCAAUGCCCACAUCCGGCAGCGAAUCCAAUCAUGCUACCGUGGGGAGGGCACACUGGCCCUGCCCUGGCUGCUGAAUAAGGAGCUGCCAUGCAUCAACACCCCCAUGCAGAUCAAUGGAAACUUCUGUGGGUUAGUGUUGAAUCAACCAUUGGGUGGCCUACACGUGAUUGAGGGGCUACCCCUGUUGGCCGACAGCACUGAUGGCAUGGCCAGUGUAGCUGCUUAUACCUACCACCAGCACUCUGUGGUUUUCAUCGGUACACGCAGUGGUAAUCUGAAGAAGGUGCGGGUUGAUGGCUCUCAGGAUGCCCAGCUGUAUGAGACGGUCUCUGUUGUAGAGGGCAGCCCCAUACUCCGAGACCUGCUCUUUAGCCCUGACCACCAGCACAUCUAUCUCCUGAGUGAGAAGCAGGUGAGCCAACUCCCGGUGGAGACCUGUGAGCAGUAUCUGAGCUGCGCUGCAUGCCUGGGCUCAGGGGACCCACACUGUGGUUGGUGUGUGCUACAGCACAGGUGCUGCCGUGAAGGGGCCUGCUCAGGUGCCUCUGCUCCACAUGGCUUUGCCGAGGAGCUGAACAAAUGUGUACAGGUGCGGGUCCGGCCCAAUAAUGUGUCGGUGACAUCCCCUGGAGUGCAGCUGACCAUAGCCAUGCGCAACGUGCCAGACCUUAGUGCGGGUGUGAGCUGUUCAUUUGAGGAGGUGACUAAAAGUGAGGCUAUUCUCCUGCCCUCUGGAGAGCUUCGUUGUCCUUCACCAUCCCUCCAGGAGCUCCAGACACUUACCAGAGGGCAUGGGGCCACUCAUACUGUGCAGCUGCAGCUGCUCUCCAUGGAGACUGGUGUGAGGUUUGCUGGGGUUGACUUUGUCUUCUACAACUGCAGUGCCCUUCAGUCGUGCAUGUCCUGUGUUGGCAGCCCUUACCCCUGCCACUGGUGUAAGUACCGCCAUGUGUGUACCAGCCACCCACACGAGUGCUCCUUCCAGGAGGGCAGGGUCCACAGCCCUGAGGGAUGUCCUGAGAUCCUGUCUCGAGGAGACCUCUUGAUCCCUGUGGGUGUCAUGCAGCCUCUAACCCUGCGGGCUAAGAAUCUGCCACAACCUCAGUCAGGCCAGAAGAAUUAUGAAUGUGUAGUCCGUGUACAGGGGCGGCAGCAUCGGGUACCUGCAGUGCGCUUUAACAGCAGCAGUGUGCAGUGCCAGAAUGCUUCGGAAGGUUCCCCAGCGGCCCAUGGGCAUUUUGCGCUGUGCACUAGAGUCUUGGGCCCAAGGAGCAGCGGCCUCAUUCCCAUGCGCUCUGCCUCUCAGGCCCGGGUCCAUCCUCCCUGA
This is a messenger RNA of Microtus ochrogaster (prairie vole), 2698 nucleotides long. It is a transcript of the gene Plxna3, whose product is annotated as plexin-A3-like. The transcript is spliced from 12 exons. The coding region runs from base 335 to 2698 and encodes 787 amino acids. Lineage: Eukaryota; Metazoa; Chordata; Mammalia; Rodentia; Cricetidae. The record is from RefSeq and is a predicted model, not a curated record. Gene Ontology annotation, cellular component: semaphorin receptor complex; plasma membrane. Gene Ontology annotation, molecular function: semaphorin receptor activity; protein binding. Gene Ontology annotation, biological process: regulation of cell migration; semaphorin-plexin signaling pathway.